AAGUGGACGAGGAGGAAUAUAUGUGCGGAGAUGCUGCUCCUGGUGCCCAUUCUGUGGCUCCUGCUGCCUCUGAGCCGAGCGGCUCCCCCGCAGACCGAGAGGGAGGACACGGGGGUGGACUGGCUGAGCAAGUUUGGUUACCUCCCACCUCCAGACCCUGUAACUGGCCAGCUUCAGACCAAGGAGGCCUUAACCAAGGCCAUCAAAGCCAUGCAAAGGUUCGGCGGACUCAAGGAGACUGGAGUUUUCGAUCAAGCAACAUUGGGGCUGAUGAAAACCCCCAGAUGUUCUCUGCCAGAUGUGCCUGUGUCUGAGGGGGCAGUGGGACGUAGGAAGCGCAGCCUGAACACGCUGAACAAGUGGACGAAGAGGCAUUUAUCUUGGAGAGUGAGGACAUUCCCAAAGGACUCGGCUUUACUGGGCAGAGACACCGUUCGUGCCCUCAUGUAUUACGCCUUGAAGGUCUGGAGUGACAUCGCACCACUUAACUUUCACGAGGUGGCAGGGAGCGACGCCGACAUUCAGAUCGACUUCACUAAGGCCGACCACAAUGAUGGAUAUCCCUUUGACGGGCCCGGAGGCACAGUGGCCCACGCUUUUUUCCCUGGGGAGAGGUUCACUGCCGGGGAUACACAUUUCGAUGAUGAUGAGGCUUGGACCUUCAGAUCACCAGACUCUCACGGAAUGGACCUGUUUGCAGUCGCUGUCCACGAGUUCGGCCACGCCAUCGGCCUGGUCCACACAUCUGCCAUGGAGUCGAUCAUGAGGCCGUACUAUCAGGGCCCUGUCGGAGAUCCUCUCAAGUACGACUUACCCUAUGAAGACAAGGUUCGCGUCUGGCAGCUCUAUGGUGUCAGAGAUUCUGUGUCCCACACCACCCAACCAGGCAACUCUGCCCAGACAGCAGAACCACCGGUCCUGCUAGACCUCCCGGAAAACAGAUCGUCUGUCUUGCUGGUGCGAGAUUCGCCAGACAGAUGCACCGGUCACUUUGAUGCCGUUGCCCAAAUACGAGGGGAGGCCUUCUUUUUCAAAGGGAAGUACUUCUGGCGACUGACACGAGAGAAGAACCUGGUGUCUCUGCGUCCGGCUCAAAUCCAUCGAUUCUGGAGAGGCCUUCCACACAGCGUGGACAGCGUGGACGCUGUCUAUGAAAGACCUGGGGAUCACAAAAUAGUCUUUUUUAAAGGUCUCAAGUACUGGGUAUUUAAAGACAAUAUCGUAGAGGAGGGUUACCCACGUCCAAUCAGCGACUUCGGCCUGCCUUUGGAGGGCGUGGACGCAGCCUUUGUGUGGCUCCACAAUGAAAAGACCUACUUCUUCAAGGACAACCGCUACUGGCGAUAUGAUGACCACCUGAGACGAAUGGAUCUGGGCUACCCCAAGGACAGCACGCUUUGGAAGGGGCUGCCCCCCCAUAUGGAUGAUGCCAUGAGGUGGUCCGAUGGUUCGUCAUACUUCUUCAAAGGGAAGGAGUAUUGGCGCGUACCGAGCAGUGACAUGGAGGUGGAGGCGGACUACCCACGCCUCAUCGCUAAGGACUGGCUGCUGUGCACCGACAUGCAGUCGGACUCGCCGGGCGCAGAGUCCAAGAGCACUGAGAAUCGUGUCAACGCGCACCCUCGUCCGGACCAUGCCGAAAACGGCUACGAGGUGUGCUCGUGCACUUCAGACAGCGCCUCGCCUUUAGGAGCACGGCCCUCCCCAUCUCCGUUGUGGCAGCUGGCGCCCCUUUGGACUCUCUCGCUGGCCCUCCACCCAAUGCCGCUAUGA
Nerophis lumbriciformis (worm pipefish) is the source of this 1773-nucleotide messenger RNA. Lineage: Eukaryota; Metazoa; Chordata; Actinopteri; Syngnathiformes; Syngnathidae. The record is from RefSeq and is a predicted model, not a curated record.